Owenia fusiformis is the source of this 520-nucleotide messenger RNA. The record is from the annotation of a GenBank genome assembly. Lineage: Eukaryota; Metazoa; Annelida; Polychaeta; Sabellida; Oweniidae.
GCCUUUUGUUGGACAAUACAGUAUACUCCAAGCCCAUUUUCAUUGGGGAGAGGACUCGACGAAAGGCUCAGAGCACACGGUUGACGGAUACCGAUACCCAAUGGAGAUGCAUAUUGUGACGAAGAUGAAGUUUGGUACUUCCCCUUGUGCUGAGCUUGCUGUCCUUGGUUUUUUCUUCGAGAUAAGUAAUACAGAUAAUCCAGCAUGGAAUGACAUCAUUACGGGACUUGGCGAAAUCACAAUGCCAGACGAGGAGACAACCCUUGACUACAUUAACCUCCAAGACUUGUUGCCCAGUGAUAUGUCUGAGUUCUAUAGCUACUUCGGGUCAUUGACCACUCCACCGUAUUCUCAAAUCAUUAAUUGGACUGUUUUCAAGAACACAAUAAAGAUAUCGGAAUAUCAGAUUGCACAGUUCAGAAAUUUGCUGAACGGAGACGAGUGGAGCAUUGUGGAUAACUUUAGACCAGUUCAACUUUUGAAUGGAAGAACUGUGUACAGCAACUGUUGGUAACCAUUG